AUGGCCCCCAAAACAGCACAGCCCGCCGCUGUCACCUCCAAAAACAUCCAGACGUCCCUCGACAUCCUCAUUGACAACUACACCUCCACCACCCCCGCUCGCGUCAAGCUCAUCGAUGCCUUCCUCUUCUUCAUCAUGGUCUCUGGCAUCUUGCAGUUCGCCUACAGACUGCUCAUCACUGUCUACCCCUUUCAUGCUUUUGCCGGAGGCUUCGGGUCGACCAUUGGACAAUUUGUGCUGUUGGCGGGUCUGAGGGCACAGAUCACCCCCGGGAGGGAUGGAGAGUUCAAAGAGGUGUCUCAAGAAAGAGCGUUUGCAGACUUUUGCGCAGCAUCGGUCGUCCUGCAUCUGUUCGCCUUUAACUUUUUGGGCUAG
This is a messenger RNA of Cryptococcus amylolentus CBS 6039, 375 nucleotides long. RefSeq lists its product as hypothetical. The record is from RefSeq and is a predicted model, not a curated record. The transcript is spliced from 3 exons. The coding region runs from base 1 to 375 and encodes 124 amino acids. Gene Ontology annotation, biological process: protein N-linked glycosylation. NCBI's taxonomy places the organism in Eukaryota, Fungi, Basidiomycota, Tremellomycetes, Tremellales, Cryptococcaceae. Gene Ontology annotation, cellular component: oligosaccharyltransferase complex; membrane.